This is a messenger RNA of Lathyrus sativus (Indian pea), 1323 nucleotides long. The record is from the annotation of a GenBank genome assembly. NCBI's taxonomy places the organism in Eukaryota, Viridiplantae, Streptophyta, Magnoliopsida, Fabales, Fabaceae.
AUGGGUGGAUCGCAUUCAAAACGAAGGGGCUCUAGAAGCUCUAGGCAGCGUUCUUCAUCUUCUUCGAGGUCAAAUCCUAUGUUUCCUCAAUAUCAAUCUCCUUAUUUGCCACAAACACAAGAUCAUGGGGUAAUGGGGUAUAAUUAUGAGACUCCGCCUCCUCCUCAAAGCUAUGGUGGUAGUGUUGCUCACCAACAAAGUAAGAGUUCGGGCAAAAAGUUUACAACGAUAGGUGAUAAUUAUAGUAGUUUGGAACAGGUAACUGAGGCUCUGGCAAGUGCUGGUUUAGAGUCUUCCAAUCUCAUUGUUGGUAUCGAUUUUACAAAAAGCAAUGAGUGGACAGGUGCAAGGUCAUUUCAAAGGAAAUGCCUUCAUCACAUCGGGCAUGAACAAAAUCCGUAUGAACAAGCUAUAUCUAUCAUUGGGAAAACACUGUCCUCCUUUGAUGAGGAUAACUUGAUUCCCUGUUUUGGAUUCGGAGAUGCUUCAACACAUGACCAAGAAGUUUUUAGUUUCAAUGCCGAGGAUAGAUUUUGUCAUGGGUUUGAAGAAGUUUUGUCACGUUAUAGAGAAUUGGUCCCUCAAUUAAGGCUUGCAGGACCCACAUCAUUCGCCCCCGUCAUUGAGAUGGCAAUCACCAUAGUUGAGCAAAGUGAAGGCCAAUACCAUGUUUUAUUGAUUAUAGCAGAUGGGCAGGUGACAAGAAGUGUUGACACAGAGCGAGGACAAUUGAGCACACAAGAAAGAAAAACUGUAGAAGCAAUUGUGAAAGCUAGUGAAUAUCCUCUGUCAAUCAUACUAGUUGGAGUUGGAGAUGGGCCAUGGGACAUGAUGAAAGAAUUUGACGAUAACAUACCUGCUCGAGCAUUUGAUAAUUUCCAGUUUGUGAAUUUCACCGAAAUAAUGUCAAAGAAUAUGGAUCGGUCUAGAAAGGAAGCCGACUUUGCACUUUCUGCAUUAAUGGAAAUACCUUCACAGUACAAGGCAACACUAGAACUUAAUAUAUUGAGCAAUCGUAGAAGGAACGACAUACACAGGAUUCCUCUACCACCACCUCAAUAUGGAACAUCAUCUUUCAACACCCCAAAAUCUUCCAAUCAAAACAAUUUUCGCCCCAGCGCACCAUCUCACAACAAACCAAGUGUUGUCACAAACCCCCAUGCAAGUUCUGCUUCUGAUAAUCAGUUUUGUCCCAUUUGCCUUUCCAAUCCAAAGGAUAUGGCCUUUGGUUGCGGGCAUCAGACAUGCUGCGAGUGCGGUCAAGAUCUUGAGCUAUGCCCCAUUUGCAGGAGUAACAUUGAUACUAGAAUAAAGCUUUAUUAG